AUGUUGCUGGCUGAAAGUGCUGCUUUAAUUGAUGUAAAAUUAAAUUUGGUUAAGAACUGUUUAUGGGUCCAUGAAUUAAAUAGACACAUGUUAUCUGAAGGAGAAUUUCAUACGUUGUUCAGUAAAUUAAAAAUAUAUCCAGUUAAGUUUUUUAAGUACUGUCGCAUGAGUGAAUCUACUUGUUUUAUAAUUUUGGAAGCUAUAAGAAGUGAAAUCGAAAAAGAAGAUACCAAUUUCUGA
Messenger RNA from Cinara cedri, 240 nucleotides. The record is from the annotation of a GenBank genome assembly. Lineage: Eukaryota; Metazoa; Arthropoda; Insecta; Hemiptera; Aphididae.